Messenger RNA from Morus notabilis, 1092 nucleotides. RefSeq lists its product as uncharacterized. NCBI's taxonomy places the organism in Eukaryota, Viridiplantae, Streptophyta, Magnoliopsida, Rosales, Moraceae. Bases 1 to 1092 code for a protein of 363 amino acids. The transcript has a single exon. The record is from RefSeq and is a predicted model, not a curated record.
AUGUCGAACCCUCCAGAUGCCAAGAAGCUGAGGCAAGACGAAAGCCGUAAGCCUCGACCUUUUCAGAGGUAUGACUUUUACCAUGAACUUACUAUAGGGGUCGAAGAGGUGUUCAACCAAGUCAGACGAGGGAAUUUGUUAAGCCGACCCGAACCUAUGAGGUCGGACCCAAGCCGAAGGAACCAAAAUAAAUAUUGCAGGUUCCACGGUGACAUCGGCCAUAACACCAACGACUGUGCCGACUUUAAGGAUGAAAUAAAGUGGGUGAUCCGCGAAGGAAGGCUGCAGGAUUUCAAGGCAAAGAGGAGGCCAAUGAAUGACGGUCACGGAGGCCAGAACGACAGUCGAUGCCGAGAAGAGAAUCGACGGCCAGAGGACCGAGAACCCGUUAGCAUCAUAAGAACAGUCCCCGAUGGUCCGUAUGUCAGAGGAGACUCGAGAAGGUCCCAAAAGGAUUAUGCCUAUGAGGCCAGAAGGGUAUACCCGAAGAGAUUUUGGAAUCUCUCAACAGCAAAAAUAACAAAGUACAUCAGUGUUGAUGUGACAUUCAACGAAGAAGACGUAAAUGGGGUCCACUUCUCCCAUAAUGAUGCCUUGGUAGUAGAAGCGAUAAUCGGGAACCACACCGUAUGCAGAAUCCUGGUGGAUAACGGGAGCUCGGUGGGCCUCCUAUACGCUGAUUGCCUAGAAAAAAUAGGGGUCCCCAAAGAGCAAUUAGAAAAGACAUCCCGACCGUUAUACGGGUUCAUUGGGGAUUCUGUCAUCCCCCAGGGGACUAUCCGACUACCAAUAAACGCAGGGGAGAAGCCUAGGCACGCCACGACAAUGGCCAACUUCGUGGUAAUAAAGGGAGUUUCACAAUACAACGCCGUAAUUGGAAGGCUAACCCUUCAGGCGUUAAGGGCAAUAACCUCUAUUUACCACCAGAAGGUUAAAUUCUCAACUCCGAAUGACGUGGGUGAAAUGAAAAGCAAUCAAUACGAAGCUCGAGUCGCCUACUCCGAUGCCCUACGUGGUUACGAUCAACUAGGGAGGCAAGAAGCCAGAGUGAUCCAUCAAGGUGCCAUGGAGGACAUAGACCCCCGAGUUUAA